Fukomys damarensis (Damara mole-rat) is the source of this 1598-nucleotide messenger RNA. RefSeq lists its product as uncharacterized. The coding region runs from base 1 to 753 and encodes 250 amino acids. Lineage: Eukaryota; Metazoa; Chordata; Mammalia; Rodentia; Bathyergidae. The record is from RefSeq and is a predicted model, not a curated record. The transcript has 3 exons.
AUGAGGAGGGGCUUCGCGUCUGGGUGUGUUAAAAGUUGUUGCAAAGACCGGGAAGAAGUUUCGGAAGAGCCUUCCGCGGGAGACUCCAGGCGGGUUUUAGCUGCUCCUGACCUGGUUUCCCGCACACUGUGGGUCGGUUCUGCUCGGGAAGCUGGCGAAGGACGCAGUCCUGCUCCGUUGCUGCCGCCCCUGCCCUCGCCACCCGGGUCCCCGCGCGGGGCUCAUCCGGGUCCGGGCUCCGGCCCGAGCUGCGAAAUCGCUUGCUUGUCGGACUCGAGCCGUGGCACUAUCAAAGUGAACUGUCCCGAGAAACUCUUGUUUAGGAGCCGGGAUGAAGCUCAAGCAGCUCGCUUUAAUGGUGAUUUGUGGCUCGGCGAGGGGCACGGACAGCAAACAGCCCGCAGAUCCAAUAGAAACAAUGAUUACUCAGGACAAGGCAGGUGGUCAGGAGACGCUGGCCCGGCCGUUCCGCUUGGGGCGCGGGUCUUCAUCAGAACUCACGGCGGCUGUGCUUCCUGCUCGAUGCUCCGUGGGCCUGGGAGGAAGCUGCACGGAGGACAAAGCCUGGGCCCUGCAGAGGAGGUGGACGCGGCUGCUGCGGUCACGCACACACCUGGCUGCCACCGUGUAACCCAGGGACCACGUGCUGCACACUUGUGGCUGAAGGUGGCUCGGUCCCUCUCAGGCCUGCUCUCCCACCUCUCCCUCCUCUGGCCUUCUCCAUUAGAAGCCAAGGGAAGAAAUGACUUCUGAAUUUUAUUUAUUUGUUUAUUCGUUUAUUUUAUUUGAGACGGGGUCUCACUAUGUAGCCCAGGCUGGCCCGGAACUCACAGUGAUCCUCCUGCCUCAGCCUCCCGAGUGCAGCGAUCACAGGUGUGUGUAACCACGUCCAACUCUGACUUACAUUUUUUAAAAUUAAGAUGAAUGGCUUUGGGUCCAUUCCAAUACAGGAACUCAGUGGCAGUUAUAAAACAGUAAAAAUGGGUCACAGAAAGAUAGAGAUUAGGUUAAAACAUUUCUCUGAAAUGUCCGCAUCCAUUUUUGGAGGGACACAGCUGUUACCUUCCUGUGAUUCAUCAUUUUUGGAAGAGGGGCUUAGAAUCAACAUGAGAAAUGAUAUUUCCACCAAAGACAUUGUUUUCUUAUAUAGACAUUAUUUUUUUAAGAUUUUAUCUUGAUUUUGUUUUGUUAGUACAUGUUUGUAGCACAUAACGUUACAUUCCUUGUGGGGAGUGGUACAUGUCCGUAACACAUCGAUACUCCUUUUCAUACAUUUUAAAAUGCAAAUCGGCCUUUUCCUCACGGUGCUUCACCAUAUCAGCGUGUGUGUGUGCGUGCACGCGUGCAUGCGUGCACACCUGUAUGAAUGCACAUUUGUUCAUGUGUGUCUUUUCACACAUAGGUAUGUAUGGAUGGAAGAGGUCUUUUCAAGCAUCUAGAAUCUGAAUCUCAUUAGAAGUAGGUGACAAAAUUAAGAGCGGUACAGAAUAAUAAUAAAAAUAAAGGUCAGCGAUUUCACGUCACAAAACCCCUAGCCAGGCAUGGCGGCACAUCCCUGCAGUCCCAGCAGGGGAGGCUGAGGCAGGAGGGUUGAGAUG